Molecule: messenger RNA, 795 nt
Organism: Trypanosoma theileri
Lineage: Eukaryota; Euglenozoa; Kinetoplastea; Trypanosomatida; Trypanosomatidae
Product: putative retrotransposon hot spot (RHS) protein
Exons: 1
Source: RefSeq, a predicted model, not a curated record
GUGGUAAUGGAAGGUGCAUAUGAAUCUGUGUAUACUGCGACAUGGCACUAUGUGGAGGGUGUUGGUGGUGAGGGAUUCGGUAUGCGAGUGAAAGAGGGCCAUCCACCGCAACUGUGGACAGAUGAUGAGGUGAUGAAGGGUUCUGUAGAGGACGAUAUUGAUAAUGAGAAACCCGAGGAUGGACGUCUGGAGUUGAUGGUGCUCACCUCUGAGAAAGGGUGGCCAUGCACAGGGUUCAGUAUGAAUAAGAGCUGCGAUAUUUAUGUUAACAAGGAGGUGAUGCGUGUAUGGUAUAAAAUUCUAAAGAAUCUGGAUGAGUAUUUUGGCAAACGUGUGGAUGCUAUUGAGGAACUCACUCCAUAUGUGUUAGUGGGAACGCCUGGAAUUGGCAAGUCCUUUGCAGCUGGUUCAUUCCUCCUCUAUCAACUGUUGCGCUACGAUGCAAAAAAACUCCCAGUGGUUGCGUACUUCAUUAGGGGUGGGGCCUAUCUGUUUGAAAAGAAGAGUGAUGGUGGAAAGGUGACUUGGUACAAAAAUGAAGAAAAGGCAGUAAGUGUUGCACAGGAUUUCUUUAACCAAGGUAAAGAAAAUAAAGAAAAAAGAGGAUACAUAAUCUAUGAUGUGGAUGAUAAAAGCAAAGGAGCACCGCGCGCGCUGCCUCCUUCAGGGUGGGGCAUGACUGUGAUAUCAUCCCCAAAUGAGGAACAAUAUAAAGAGUGGGAGAAACAAAAAGUGGCAGAGUGCAUCGUUAUGAAUUGUCCAACUGUGCGUGAAAUCAAGGCCAUAUGUGCAUGG